This is a messenger RNA of Vicia villosa (hairy vetch), 774 nucleotides long. RefSeq names its product protein MAIN-LIKE 1-like. Gene Ontology annotation, biological process: meristem development; meristem maintenance. The transcript has 3 exons. NCBI's taxonomy places the organism in Eukaryota, Viridiplantae, Streptophyta, Magnoliopsida, Fabales, Fabaceae. The record is from RefSeq and is a predicted model, not a curated record. Bases 1 to 774 code for a protein of 257 amino acids.
AUGGGGUUUCCGGUUCUUGUUGUUACCAGCCGGAUAACCCAACCAUGGGUGGUUCGUAGAAGAGGAGGUGCGAUAGACGGAAUGCGUCAAAGAGGAAGACAACGUCGAGAGGCUGAUGGCGAGGGACAGCAGGGAGCUGAGAGACGACCAAAGCCAACCUUAAAGGUUGCUGCACAUGGUAGCAAAUUAAUAGGAUGGGUUCCGGCAAUGCUCCCAAGACAGAUGAAUGAUUGGUUAGUUGCAUCUGGUCUGUCAUCUUUGCAGUAUACUAGUUUGGCCAGGGUAGAUACACAUCUUUUAUUUGUUUUUGUUGAGAGAUGGCAUCCUGAAACAUCGUCAUUUCAUAUGUCGUUCGGCGAGAUGACCAUCACGCUAGAUGACGUUUCAUGUCUUCUUCAUGUACCGAUUAUGGGCGAGCUGGUUGACCCCGAUUUUGUUGUCACCGAUUAUGAUGCUAUCCAUAAUGCUGUUGAGUUGUUUGGUGUCUCUUUGAGUGAAGCAUCUGAGGAGGCUUCUUCCGUAAGGGGUCCUUACUAUAAAUUGGAUUGGUUGAAGCAAGUUUUUGAGCAACAAAGAGCUGCAAAUAACUUUACAGGUGCUAUGAGAGCAUACAUGAUGUUGCUAUUAGGUUGUACUAUUCUUGCUGACAAGACUUUUACUCUUGUCGAGGCAAAAUAUCUACCACUAUUUAGAGAUUUGGAUACUUGUGGAAGAUAUUGCUGGGGGGCAGCUGCACUGGUUACAUACUUAGUUUUCUCCAAUGAAUAUGAAUAG